Molecule: messenger RNA, 3512 nt
Organism: Pteropus alecto (black flying fox)
Lineage: Eukaryota; Metazoa; Chordata; Mammalia; Chiroptera; Pteropodidae
Gene: PELP1
Product: proline, glutamate and leucine rich protein 1
Exons: 17
Coding region: 40-3462 (1140 amino acids)
Biological process (GO): rRNA processing
Cellular component (GO): nucleus
Source: RefSeq, a predicted model, not a curated record
GCGUCAUCACGCCACGCCACCACUAGAGCCCCAGUGAAGAUGGCGGCAGCCGUUCUUAGCGGGCCCUCUGCAGGCUCCGCGGCUGGGGUUCCCGGCGGGACCGGGGGUCUUUCGGCGGUGGGCUCGGUCCCGCGUCUCCGCCUGCUGCUGCUGGAGAGCGUGUCCGGGUUGCUGCAGCCGCGAGCGGGGUCCGCCAUUGCUCCCGUGCAUCCCCCAGUCCGUUCGGCCCCACAUUUGCCCGGGCUCAUGUGCCUGUUGCGGCUGCAUGGGACGGUGGGCGGGGCCCAGAAUCUUUCAGCUGUUGGGGCGUUGGUGGGUCUCAGUAAUGCACGUCUCGGUUCGAUCAAAACUCGGUUUGAGGGCCUCUGUCUGCUGUCCCUGCUGGUAGGGGAGAGCUCCACGGAGAUGUUCCAGCAGCACUGUGUCUCUUGGCUUCGGAGCAUUCAGCAGGUCUUGCAGUCUCAGGACCCACCCCCCACAAUGGAGUUGGCCGUGGCUGUUCUGAGGGACCUGCUCCGAUAUGCAGCCCAACUUCCUACCCUCUUCCGGGACAUCUCCAUGAACCACCUGCCUGGCCUUCUUACCUCCCUGCUGGGCCUCAGACCAGAGUGUGAGCUCUCAGCACUGGAGGGGAUGAAGGCAUGUAUGACCUAUUUUCCUCGGGCUUGUGGGUCUCUCAAAGGCAAGUUGGCGUCUUUUUUCCUAUCUCGAGUGGAUGCCUUGAGCCCUCAGCUCCAGCAGUUGGCCUGUGAGUGUUAUUCGCAGGUGCCCUCUCUAGGGGCUGGCUUUUCCCAGGGCCUGAAGCACACUGAGAGCUGGGAGCAGGAGCUACACAGCCUGCUGGCCUCACUGCACAGCCUGCUGGGGGCCCUGUAUGAGGGAGCCGAACCAGCUCCCAUGCAGUAUGAAGGCCCUGGAGUGGAGAUGCUGCUUUCCCCCUCAGAAGAUGGUGAUGCCCAUAUCCUCCUCCGGCUUUGGCAGAGGUUUUCUGGACUGGCCCGCUGCCUGGGGCUCAUGCUUAGCUCUGAGUUUGGGGCUCCUGUGUCCGUCCCUGUGCAGGAAAUCCUGGAUGUCAUCUGCCGGACCCUGAGCAUCAGUGCCAAGAAUAUUAGCUUACUUGGAGAUGGUCCCCUGCGGUUGCUGCUGCUGCCUUCUAUCCACCUGGAAGCCUUGGACCUGCUCUCUGCACUCAUCCUCGCGUGUAGAGGCCGGCUCUUGCGCUUUGGUGCCCUGAUCAGCCGCCUGCUUCCUCAGGUCCUCAAUGCCUGGAGCAUUGGUAGAGAUUCCCUCUCUCCAGGCCAGGAAAAGCCUUACAGCGCCAUGCGGACUAAGGUAUAUGCUAUAUUAGAGCUGUGGGUACAGGUGUGUGGUGCCUCAGCAGGAGUGCUUCAGGGAGGAGCCUCAGGAGAGGCCCUGCUCACCCACCUACUCAGUGACAUCUCCCCGUCAGCUGAUAGCCUUAAGCUGCGCAGUCCCAGGGGAAGCCCUGAUGGGGGUUUACAGAUGGGGAAGCCCAGUGCCCCCAAGAAGCUAAAGCUGGAUGUGGGGGAGGCUAUGGCCCCACCCAGCCACCGGAAGGGGGAUAGCAAUGCCAACAGCGAUGUGUGUGCAGCUGCACUGAGAGGCCUCAGCCAGACCAUCCUCAUGUGCGGGCCUCUCAUCAAGGAGGAGACUCACAGGAGACUUCAUGAUCUGGUCCUACCCCUGGUCAUGGGUGUCCAACAGGGUGAGGUCCUAGGCAGCUCCCCAUAUACCAGCUCCUGCUGCCGCCGUGAACUCUAUCACUUGCUGCUAGCUCUGCUGCUGGCACCUUCUCCUCGCUGCCCACCUCCUCUCGCCUGUGCCCUGCAAGCCUUCUCCCUUGGCCAGAGAGAAGACAGCCUUGAGGUCUCUUCUUUUUGCUCUGAGGCCCUGGUGACCUGUGCAGCUUUGACCCAUCCCCGAGUUCCUCCUCUGCAGUCCAUGGGCCCCACCUGCCCUACCCCUGCUCCAGUUCCCCCUCCUGAGGCUCCAUCUCCAUUUAGGGCCCCACCCUUCCAUCCCCCUGGCCCCAUGCCCUCAGCAGGCCCCAUGCCCUCAGCAGGCCCCGUGCCCUCAGUGGGCUCUGUGCCCUCAGUGGGCUCCAUGCCCUCAGCAGGCCCCAUGCCCUCAGCAGGCCCCAUGCCUCCAACACGCCCUGGACCUCCAGCCACAGCCAACCACUUAGGCCUCUCUGUCCCAGGCCUGGUGUCUCUACCCCCCCGGCUCCUUCCUGGUCCUGAGAACCACCGGGCAGGCUCAAAUGAGGACCCCGUCCUUGCCCCUAGUGGCACUCCUCCACCUACUAUACCCCCAGAUGAAACUUUUGGGGGGAGAGUUCCCAGGCCAGCAUUUGUCCACUAUGAUAAGGAGGAGGCAUCCGAUGUGGAGAUCUCCUUGGAAAGCGACUCUGAUGACAGUGUGGUGAUUGUGCCUGAGGGGCUGCUGCCCCUGCCUCCUCCACCCCCCUCAGACACCACCCCACCCCCUGUUACCCCUGCUGGGCCACCAACAGCCUCCCCUCCUCUACCAACCCAAGAGGAGCCUGAAGAGCUUCCUGUAGCCCCAGGGCCUCUCCCUCCACCCCCACCACCUCCUGUUCCAGCCCCUGUGACACUCGCACCACCUCAGUUGGUCCCUGAAGGGACUUCUGGUGGGGGAGGACCCCCAGCCCUGGAAGAAGAUCUGACAGUUAUUAAUAUCAACAGCAGUGAUGAGGAGGAGGAGGAGGAAGAAGAGGAGGAUGAAGAGGAAGAAGAGGAGGAAGAUUUUGAGGAAGAAGAAGAGGAUGAAGAAGAAUAUUUUGAAGAAGAAGAAGAAGAGGAAGAAGAGUUUGAGGAGGAAUAUGAGGAAGAGGAAGGUGAGCUAGAGGAAGAUGAGGAGGAGGACGAGGAAGAGGAAGAAGAGCUGGAGGAGGUAGAAGAGUUGGAGUUUGGCUCAGCAGGAGGGGAGAUAGAGGAAGGGGGACCUCCACCCCCUAACCUGCCUCCAGCUCUACCCCCUGUCGAGUCCCCCAAGUUGCACCCAGAGCCGGAACCAGAGCCUGAGCCUGAACCAGAACCCGGGCUGCUGCUAGAAGUAGAGGAGCCGGGGGCUGAGGAGGAGCAUGGAGCCGAGACUGCACCCACACUGGCCCCUGAGGUGCUUCCCUCCCAAGAGGAACUGGAGAGGGAAGCAGAGAGCCCCCCAGCAGGGCCGCCUCAGGAGCUUGUUGAAGAGGAGCCCUGUGCUCCCCCAGCCCUGCUGGAAGAGGGGACUGAGGUGGGGAGUGACAAGGUACCACCCCCACCAGAGACAUCUGCAGCAGAAGAAAUGCAGACGGAGACAGAGGCGACAGCUCUCCAGGAAAAGGAGCAGGAUGACACAGCUGCCAUGCUGGCUGACUUCAUCGAUUGUCCCCCUGAUGACGAGAAGCUACCACCUGCCACAGAGCCUGAUUCCUAGCCCUCUCCUACACUCCUCGUUUCCAAUAAAGUUAUGUCCUUGGAUAUUGA